Molecule: messenger RNA, 324 nt
Organism: Alternaria arborescens
Lineage: Eukaryota; Fungi; Ascomycota; Dothideomycetes; Pleosporales; Pleosporaceae
Exons: 1
Coding region: 1-324 (107 amino acids)
Source: RefSeq, a predicted model, not a curated record
AUGAACCUUACUACUUGGCACACAUUUGCGCAGAACGAGUGGCCGACCACUGAUGUUCAUAUCACAACGACGCAGAGUGAGAAGAAGAAGCAUAGAGGAAACAAGAUAAAUUGUGGGAUUUGCAGAAAAGACGUAGAGGUCAAUCGGAAGUGGCUUGAGGUCAUGGAGGUGGGUAUGACGGUCGAGACAAAAGAUAAGGCGGAGAUGCUCGAACAAGAUGACCAUUGUGAGUUUGGAACGAUGAUGAAAGGCUUGUGUUUGCAAGCCUUCAAACCGUUUCAAGACAUCGUCAUGUCAGACGGCUGGGCCGACGUGGACACGUGA